AUGCCCACUCUUCGCCUCGAAGCCAACUCUGAAGGUGGCACGACUGGUCACAGACAUCCUCUGGAGCGUUUGCCGGUUGAAAUAUGGACGAUGAUUUUCGUCCAUUCCCUUCCGCCAACAGGAUGCGACAUCAAACAGGCAACAAUACUUCCUCUUCACCUCUCCUCCGUCUGCAACACUUUCCGCGCCAUGGCACAGACAAUACCCCAACUUUGGGCCAGUUUUUCGCUCAAAAGUCUCGAUUCGGGGGUCAAAAAUAAGGAACGACUAGAAGGCUGGAUUCGACACUCGCGCGGCCGUAUUGUCGCCCUGCAUAUACAAGGCCCGCUUACACGCAAAUCUACGCUCGGAUUUGUUCUACCACACAUUCAACAUCUCGAAUACCUAGAAAUUGAUGGUGGUCCUCCUGCGAACUCGUUUCCCGCGAUGCAACUGCAUCGACUGCUUCGAGAUGCCUCGCUGCUUCGACAUGUCUCCCUUGCGAAUUUUCCGGAUGCCUGGAGUCCUGAUCACGAUAAAUGGACGAGACGCGUGGACCCAUUCUCUUGCCAAUUACACGCGAUGUGCCUCAACGGUUCUGUUUCGAGCUGGGGGCUCUCCCACUUGCUCGACUUUCGCUCUCUAGAGUCACUUUCUUGUCUUGUAGAAGACGAUUGGGACGCUCAUCAGGCCAUGGACUUUAUUCUGCUUAUCACCGAGUUUUGGAAAUGCCAGUUGUCGCAUCUCAAGCUUGCGACUCCAGGUGGAAAUCACGCACAUCCUUGGUAUUUGUGUAAUAUGAGCAGUUUGCUCAAUAGCCUUGCCUCACUCACCCACCUCGAGUUCUCUUCCCCCUCCGUCUCGAUCGACCACAUCGCAUUACUGACCGCCCUUGCCGGGAAUCAGAUGUACAUGUGGCCCCGGAACCGGCUUCCCUGCCCACAACUCGCCACUCUUGAUCUUACCCUGGCCGUGCCCCUUCACGAACUAGCAGCCAGACAACUCCAAGAUUGGUGUACUGCGCUCUUUGCAAUGCUGUCUGUGCGAUACCAAGGAGCAAGAGAGUCGCCGCUUCGAUAUCUUCGUUUGGGUUAUACCCCUUCGUCAAAAACUCUUCCAGUUCAAGCUUUGCAACGGUUAUGGGCAUAUACUAUGUUGAAAAAUUGGGCAUUGGCUAUCACGGUUAACAGCGUAAACGUAGCGUCUCUAUACCAUGUCAAGCUACAGUGA
This is a messenger RNA of Mycena indigotica, 1209 nucleotides long. RefSeq lists its product as uncharacterized. The transcript has a single exon. The record is from RefSeq and is a predicted model, not a curated record. NCBI's taxonomy places the organism in Eukaryota, Fungi, Basidiomycota, Agaricomycetes, Agaricales, Mycenaceae. Bases 1 to 1209 code for a protein of 402 amino acids.